UUUCUAUAUGAAUGUUUGGAGCCUUUCUUGCACACAAUUGUUUAUCCUGAUUGUAACAAUGACGACUCGUCCCAUCUUAGAAAGCUGGACACAAAGACAGAACUUAUUAGUUUCUUGACAAUUUGUAGACAUGCAUUGGACCUUGGUGUUAUUGCAUGGAUGACUGGUUCAAGUAUAUCAACUACGAGUAGAAUUUUUGUAGGAUGGUGUGUAUUCCUGAGCACCAUUUUUGAGUCUAUUGACCUGACCCCAUUACCUGGAUUUUUGAAUGACCAUAUGUCAAAAUGUUUUAUGGAGUCAGGAUAUGGUGAUACUGCUCUCAUAGGAUGCAACUGAAAUUUGGAUCUCUCAAUCAGAGAACUUUGAUAUUAAUAAUAUUACAUUCUCAAACUACAAGAACCACACUACAGGGAAGAUAUGUUUGUGGACCCUUCCUCCUUGUUUUUUAGUCAAAUGUACCGAUGCAUUUCCUUGCAGCAUUAGUGAUGCUGACAUAACAGAGCAAUCAUGCGUGCUAGAUACAGUCACAAAAGGGAAGACAGUUAUGACUGACAAGGGCUUUAAUAUCACAGAUAUUUGUCAUGAGAAAGGCCUGUUACACAAUAGACCUCCAAUGAAAUUUUCUCAUCAAUUCGAUGAGACUGAGGUAGUAAAGAACUUUGACAUUGCAACAUUGAGGAUCUACAUUGAAAACUACAUAGGAAGAAUCAGAGAUUGGCAAAUUCUAAGCAAAACUUGGCCAAGCUCAAGAAUUGAUUUACUU
Molecule: messenger RNA, 763 nt
Organism: Porites evermanni
Lineage: Eukaryota; Metazoa; Cnidaria; Anthozoa; Scleractinia; Poritidae
Source: the annotation of a GenBank genome assembly